Messenger RNA from Aspergillus ochraceoroseus IBT 24754, 1110 nucleotides. RefSeq lists its product as uncharacterized. The transcript has a single exon. NCBI's taxonomy places the organism in Eukaryota, Fungi, Ascomycota, Eurotiomycetes, Eurotiales, Aspergillaceae. Gene Ontology annotation, molecular function: gamma-glutamylcyclotransferase activity. The record is from RefSeq and is a predicted model, not a curated record. Bases 1 to 1110 code for a protein of 369 amino acids.
AUGUCUCAAUCACACACCCUGGAUCAGCUAGAGGACAUCCUACCACAUGCCCACCAUACCUGCACAAGCUGCGCUAUCCCCGAGACCACGGCUAGCAGGCAACGAGCCUCAAUUGCGGCCCAAUCCCUCGACCAGGAUGGGUACCUCCCAGAGAAAGUCUCAGAAGCCUACAGAACCCAUGAUAUCAACGCGCUCUCCCCCGAAAAGACCGUCUUUUACCUAGCCUACGGUUCGAACCUGGCCUCCGAAACCUUCCUCGGACGGCGCGGCAUCAAGCCACUCUCCCAGCUCAAUGUCAUCGUCCCAGGCCUCCGGUUGACCUUCGACCUCGCUGGCCUUCCAUACACGGAACCCUGCUUCGCUGGAACUCACUUUCGAGACCCUGCCUCCGAGCAACCUUGCGAAGCCACCCCCGAAGCCGACGACACCCGCCUCCCAGAAGAGCAGUCCCUCCUUACAACCUCAGACCGCGAUCAGCAAAUCACACAUCCGCCCAAAUACAAAGGACCCCUAAUUGGUGUCGUCUACGAAGUCACCCUAACCGACUAUGCAAAAAUCAUCGCCACAGAAGGAGGCGGCCGCGGCUACAAAGACAUCAUUGUAGACUGCUACCCCUUCCCGCACGCCUAUGACCCUGCAGACCCAAUUCCCGAACAUCCAACCACCGAGCCCAUUAAGGCACACACUUUGCUCUCACCCGCUGCUCAGCAAGAGCUUGUACCCCGUCGCACACGCUCGCGCUGGUCCUCUCCCCCCAAUAUCCGGCCGAACCCUUACUGGGCGCAGCCGUCCGCGCGGUACCUGAACUUGCUCACGACAGGGGCAGAAGAGCAUAACCUUCCUCUGGUUUACAGGGAGUAUCUGGCUCAGAUCAAAACGUACCGGAUUACUACGGUGCGGCAGAGGAUUGGUAAGGCGGUGUUCAUUGCUACCUGGGGUCCUUGGCUUCUUUUGAUGCUGGCUCUCUCCAGGAUAUUUGCUGGCCCGGAUGGGCGGAGUCCCCCAUGGGUGGCGAGGUAUGGGGAUACGUUGGUUUCUAUGAUGUGGGCUGUGUAUGAUAAUGUGUAUGUACAUGUUUUUGGGGAUGGUGAGAGGACGAUUGGGGAGUAA